CCUCAUAAUAUUGUACAUCUCUAUUAUCAAAUUUAUCAUUUUGUUGCCUGUUUCACUGGUUCAUCUGGAAAAUGGCUGGAAGCGUUCCUCAGCAGGCGAGUGAUAUAAAGGCGGAAGACCAUCAGGCGUAUAUGAAAUUUGCGCUAUCUCUUGCUACCAAAUCCCCGCCAAAACCCACCAACUAUCGAGUCGGAGCGGUGGUCGUGGACAUAACUACGAACGAGAUCUUGGCAACGGGGUAUACACUCGAGCUUCCCGGUAAUACUCACGCUGAGCAAUGCUGCUUUGAGAAGCUUGCAGAAAAGUACGAUAUUGCAGCAAGCCGCAUAGGUGAAGUCCUCCCGAACCAAGUCGCACUUUACACCACAGUAGAGCCAUGCUCCCAAAGGCUCAGCGGAAACCUACCGUGUGUGGAUAGGAUAUUAGCCAUAGGGAAUAAGAUCAAGACUGUUUAUGUUGGAGUUCAUGAACCAGAAAAGUUCGUUAGCGAUAAUUCUAGCAAGCGGAAGUUAGAGGAUGCCAACAUCGGAUUCGUACACGUCUCUGGAUUUGAGAAGGAAAUAUUAGAAGUUGCAACGGCAGGUCAUGAUAAGCCCAGCUAAAUGUAACUGCCGAUGGAGUCUAUUCGCUGUCAUGUUGUAUGCUAUCGUAUUCGACAUACAUCAAUCAUUUCAAAAUACAAAGAUGUUAUGAACGAUACGUUCCAUCGACGUAUAAGUAGACUGCCUGGGUAUAGAAGAGAAGUUGACUAAGAACCGAACGAAAUUAAAGAACUCCGGUGGAAAAUACGACUAUUGAGAAUAAAUUUAUUCCGAGUUGCAUCUAGAGAAACGUGUUGGAGUGAUUUGAUAUGUGAGGAAUCGAGCACGACGCAGGGUCCUACUGAAAAAGAAAGAAAAAAAGAAAAUGACGUAGUCAAAUCGAAUAAAAACUGAAGUCGCAAAAAGAUAAAGUCAAACCUAAUACGAGGGUCGAACAUGUUAGAUAAGCUAGUUAUUUUGGGGGGAGAAAUGGAAGCCGUAAUGAAGACAAAAAAAAAUGAGGGGUUGCUUGUCCCAGUAAACUGGGAAGCAUCAGGAAUUGAGCCCGAUGCGGGGGUCGAACCCGCAACCUUGAGAUUAAGAGUCUCACGCUCUACCGAUUGAGCUAACCGGGCG
Molecule: messenger RNA, 1157 nt
Organism: Daldinia decipiens
Lineage: Eukaryota; Fungi; Ascomycota; Sordariomycetes; Xylariales; Hypoxylaceae
Product: cytidine deaminase-like protein
Exons: 2
Coding region: 72-602 (176 amino acids)
Molecular function (GO): diaminohydroxyphosphoribosylaminopyrimidine deaminase activity
Source: RefSeq, a predicted model, not a curated record